AUGGCUGGUUCCUUCGUGGACUGCCACUGUCACUUGACGGCGGAUCAGUUCAAGGAUGACUUGGAGGCCGUGCUGGCCCGCGCGGCCCGCGCCCACGUACGAGGCAUCCUGGUGUGUUCCAGUUCUCCGGCAGACGUGCAGCAAGUGAUCCAGCUAAGACGAAGGCAUCCAGAGCUGCAAAUCUGCUUGGGACUGCACCCCUUGGAUUGCAGCUUCCAGGAGGAGUGGAACACUGUGAGGGCUGUCAUCGCCAAUGAACACCUGGACCAAGCGAUUGCAGGCUUAGGGGAGAUCGGAUUGGACUUCUCUCGACCUUUGUUGAGACAGAAGGCGCAAGCCCUGGGUCUCACUGAGGCGGCAGUGCGGCAGCUGCAAGUGAAGUCCUUCGAGGCACAGCUGCAGCUGGCGGAGGAGCUACAGCUUCCGGUGAACGUGCAUUCCCGGAACGCUGAAGCAGAGACCCUGGAGAUCCUCGAGCGGUACAAGUCUGUGGGGGCCACCAUGGCAGUGAUGCAUGCCUACAAGGGGCCUGCGUGGCUGGCUGCAGAGGCAGCGCAACUGGGAAGGCUUUAUUUCUCCUUCCCACCCUCCUUGGUCUACAAGUGGGAGUACCAGGAGGCGGUGAAGGCUUUGCCCCUGGAGCGGCUGCUGCUGGAGACCGACAGUCCCAGCCUGGGCUCGCGAGGACCCAAGGCGCGGAACGAGCCGGGCUUCAUCCGUGAGGCGGCGCAGAAGAUGGCUGAGUUGAAGGGUCUCACGGUGGAGGAGGUAGCCGCAGUGACCACCCGAAAUGCUUUGCAGCUCUUCCCUGCGCUGGCACAACAGGCGCAGGAGGUGCAGCAGGCAGAGUCCAGACCGGGCCGCGGCCGCUGGGUGCGGAAGGCGGACUCCGGUGACGCGGACUCCGUGCCGAAGGCCCUUCCUGCCACCUCUCUCCGGCGGUGGAAGCGCAUGGACCCGGCUCUGUGCUCUUCGGCCUAUGGCAGUGCGAAUCGAUGCGAGUGA
Durusdinium trenchii is the source of this 1005-nucleotide messenger RNA. NCBI's taxonomy places the organism in Eukaryota, Dinophyceae, Suessiales, Symbiodiniaceae. The record is from the annotation of a GenBank genome assembly.